AUGUGCAAGGCCAUGAGCAAAGCAGCAAGCUGGGAGAUGGACGGACUGCGCGGCGACACCAGCGGCGGCGGCGGUGGCGGCGGAAGCGGAGGAGCCCCCGGGCAAUGCCGUAAUUUUCUCUCCUCUCCCGUUUUCGGGGCGGCGCACACUGGCCGAGCGGCCGCCGCCGCCGCUGCGGCCGCCGCUGCCUCGGGGUUCGCCUACGCCGGUGGAGGGGACCGCUCGGGGGCGGCGGCGAGGCCCGACCCCCCGGCCAAGGACUGUCCGGGCUCCGCUGCGCCGACCGCCACCCCCGCGCUCGGCUAUGGGUAUCACUUUGGCAAUGGAUACUAUAGCUGCAGGAUGUCCCAUGGGGUUGGGAUCCAGCAAAACGCCCUGAAGUCUCCCCCUCAUGCCUCCAUUGGCGGCUUUCCUGUGGAAAAGUACAUGGACGUCUCCAGUCUGACCAGCACGAGUGUCCCUGCCAAUGAAGUCUCCUCCAGGGCGAAGGAAGUGUCCUUCUACCAGGGCUAUACAACCCCUUACCAGCACGUUCCUGGGUACAUAGACAUGGUCUCAACGUUUGGCUCUGGGGAACCGAGACACGAAACAUACAUAUCAAUGGAGGGCUAUCAGUCUUGGACUCUGGCUAAUGGCUGGAAUAGUCAGGUUUACUGUGCCAAAGAUCAGACACAGAGCUCACACUUCUGGAAAUCGUCCUUUCCAGGGGACGUUGCACUAAACCAGCCCGAUAUGUGUGUCUAUCGCCGUGGGAGAAAGAAGCGUGUGCCGUACACAAAACUGCAACUUAAAGAACUCGAGAAUGAAUAUGCCAUUAACAAGUUCAUUAACAAGGACAAGAGGCGAAGGAUAUCCGCAGCCACAAACCUGUCUGAGAGACAAGUUACCAUUUGGUUUCAGAACAGGAGGGUGAAGGACAAGAAAAUAGUCUCCAAACUGAAAGACAAUGUAUCUUGA
Messenger RNA from Apus apus (common swift), 957 nucleotides. RefSeq names its product homeobox D13 (gene HOXD13). Bases 1 to 957 code for a protein of 318 amino acids. Gene Ontology annotation, biological process: regulation of transcription by RNA polymerase II. Lineage: Eukaryota; Metazoa; Chordata; Aves; Apodiformes; Apodidae. The record is from RefSeq and is a predicted model, not a curated record. Gene Ontology annotation, molecular function: RNA polymerase II cis-regulatory region sequence-specific DNA binding; DNA-binding transcription factor activity, RNA polymerase II-specific. The transcript is spliced from 2 exons.